Chlamydomonas reinhardtii is the source of this 3462-nucleotide messenger RNA. RefSeq lists its product as uncharacterized. NCBI's taxonomy places the organism in Eukaryota, Viridiplantae, Chlorophyta, Chlorophyceae, Chlamydomonadales, Chlamydomonadaceae. The coding region runs from base 41 to 1852 and encodes 603 amino acids. The record is from RefSeq and is a predicted model, not a curated record. The transcript has 12 exons.
CUACGUGUUACUUCUGUCAUGACUCUGACCCAUUGAAGUCAUGACGUCUAGAAUGACAUCGAGCUUAGCCUUCCUCGCGCUGACAUUGUUGGCCGUCGGCGCGAGCGCCCAGCCGCAGAGUGGCCUCUACACCAACUUUCCGUUCUGCAAAUGUAUCAAGACGCCCACGGCGUAUCGGCUGUCGCCGACCGUCAAGUCGGUGGGCUCAAGCACCUAUUGCUUCACGCUGAACGUAAAUGUGCCGGCAGGCUGCAACAACUACUGCUGCAACAAGGCCGACCUCAAGAAGAUUGAGAUCAACGCUUUCCAGGCGUGCGACGUCUUCUCGCCCCCCGUCAAGGCGACCAUUAACGGCGUACCCACCAAGGUCGCUCCUGCUUUCACCACCCCUAAGGACGGCCCAGUGGGCUCCGCCACCCUGGUGCUGACGCAGCUGGGUCUGGGUCUUGCGAGUGACGGUGCGGAGAUUUGCAUCACGCUGGGUCUGAACAAGAACGGCAAGGGCUGCACCACCCUGGAGGAGCUGUGCGUGCCCCCGGCCGGCAUGCCCGCCGGCGUGUGCACGGCUGCCCUGUUCGACAGCCAGAACGACUGCUGCCCGCUGUCCCAGGCCAACGUGCCCAGCCCGCCGCCGCCCUCUCCCCCUCCCCCCUCUCCCCCUCCUCCUUCUCCCCCUCCCCCGUCUCCUCCCCCUCCCUCUCCUCCUCCCCCGUCUCCUCCUCCCCCCCCUCCUCCGCCCUCGCCUCCUCCCCCAUCGCCCCCACCGCCUCCUCCCCCGUCCCCUCCUCCCCCUCCCCCGCCGUCGCCCCCUCCUCCUCCUCCGCCCUCGCCACCUCCCCCUUCGCCUCCUCCGCCCUCGCCGCCUCCCCCCAGCCCUCCUCCACCCUCGCCGCCUCCCCCCUCGCCGCCCCCGCCUUCUCCCCCUCCUCCCUCGCCCCCUCCCCCGAGCCCCCCUCCGCCGUGUGAGGUGUGCGUCUACCUGACGCUGGUGCCCCCAGCCAACGACCCCUUCCAGUACCGCUUCGACGCCGCCACCUGCGACGACGCCGCCACCGCCAUUUCCCAGGACAUCGAGCUGCUGGCCGAGGACCUCCAGGCCCGAAUCUCUGUCCCCUUCACGCUGACCGAGUGCACUGAGACCAGCAUCAAGGUCUGCGGCGAGUUCUUCUCGAACGAGGACGGUGCCCUGCUGGAGCCCGACAUUCAGAACAUCUACCUGGACCAGUGGCUUCAGAUCAUUACGGGCGCCCAGUGCCCUGCCUUCCUGGCCGGUUACACCAUCGUGGUCUCCAUUGCGAGUGCCAACCCCGAUGUCCCCUCGGCCUGCCUCAGCGGCGUGCUGUCCACGGGCUGCUCGCCCGAGACCGUGCUCUUCCCCAAGUGCGAGUGCACCACCACCCCCUACAACAUGCCCUUCGCUGUCAACCCCGUUAUCACCACCACCCCCGGCCGCAAGACCGGCAGCACUGCCUACUGCUUCAAGCUGGCGUCUGUGACGCCGUCUAACCCCUCGUCUUUCUGCGGCAAGACCACCACCAUCAACAAGCUGGAGUUCUUCGCGGACGACACCAAGCGCCGCAAGGUCACCGGUGUGGGCCUCAAGCCCGCCGGCUCCGCCACCACCACGUGGCGCGACCCCAUUUGGGACACCCCCGGCCAGAACACCCUGCGCGCCACCAACGUCAACUGGAGCAGCGCUCAGGCCGACGGCGGCCAGGUGUGCCUGGAGCUGACUGUGCCCCUGGCGGACUUCUGUCUGGGCUCGGCGGACGGCAGCAGCUGCUGGGUGACCCUGUUCGACGGCAGCCGUACUUGCUGCCCCACUGCGCUGACCUCCAUCACCGCGCCCUAGGCGCCCUGUGGCGCGAGCGCGGCAGCCAGCCUCUCGAAGGAACCCUGAACGUGGGAUUGCCCCAUCGGACAGUGCCCCCUGUGAGGUGGCCUCAUCUUCUCACCUUCUCAUCUUCACGUCUUCUUAUCGUUUAGGCGCUGCAGGGGCUCCGCAGGUCCUGUUGACGCAGCUGUGCAUGCUAGCGGAUUGAUGAUUGAUUGGCCCGAUGUGGGAGGGUGGCUGGGGAGCAUGAGCCCCUGGGUGCGCCUGUAUAGAAUGAGGGCUUGGAGGGACGUGCUUUUUACAGUUACCCACUGUGGGGGCCCAUUGACGGCAUGCGUCACCGCUUGCAUUUCACAUGCUGCGUGAGGCGAGAACGGAGGCUUUGUGUGGUUCCAUCCUAGCCAUGCCGCCGCCUUGAUUGCAUGCGGCCACUCAGGACAUGCAUGUACGUAUAGUCUAGCUCUUCUGACUCUUGGGUUUGUUCUUCAUAGCUCAUUUGGUGUGAAGCGUAUGCGCUGCGGAUUUAUGCGUUGGCGAGAAUACGAAGGCGCACGAGCCCUUCACUAGCUUUGCCAAGCCAGACACGCGCCGGUUAUCUGCAUGCGCUGGGGGUAUGCCUAUUGGGUUGUUCGGGGCCGCGUUGCAAAAUUACUUGUCCCACUUGAACUGUGAAUUGUGGUAGGCGACUGGGAAUGCUGAGUGAAAUGUCCAUGAAUGUGCGGGGCCCAUGUAUAUCUGUGACGUGCGUGCUUGACUGCCCUCCUGCAAACAUGCACUGCAGGCGAGCCACGUUGGUUGCGCCUAGCGUGUGACCAUGCUGUUAUGUACAAUAACGAAGUAACGCACGAUAUGUGUAUGCGCGCUCCUCACGUGGGCUUCCCCGAUGGACCUCCCCCGGUUGACUUCGUGCUGGCCAUUAGGUAUUAGCACACAGGGCAACACAGGGCUGAGCAAAUCAGCAUGACACAAAACAAGGGAAGCGUACUGCAACGGUUCUUCGGCCCUUGGGCCGCUGAGGUGCGACAGGUGUGCCAGGUGUGUGUGUGUGUGUGUGUGUGUGUGUGUGUGUGUGUGUGUGUGUGUGUGUGUGCGCGUGUAUGUGCGUGUGCGUGCGCGUGUGCGUGCGCGUGUGCGUGCGCGUGCGCGUGCGCGUGCGCGUGCGCGUGCGUGUGUGUGUGUGUGUGUGUGUGUGUGUGUGUGUGUGUGUGUGUGUGUGUGUGUGUGUGUGUGUGUGUGUUUGUGCGCGUGCGUGGUCACAAGGUGGUGCGCACGACCGUUGCGUGUCUUCCUGCUUCGUGAGAACCUGAGCCCGAGCCGGGGUGAACCCUAUGACGCCAACGAAUGCUAUCGUCCUGCAUCUUGUCUCCCUUGUAAGGAAGGGGCGUGUUCCUAAUCCUAUGCUGCCAUGUGGAGUUAAGUGAUGCGGCUAACCUGGCAAGCUCCGAUUUCAGCAUCACUUUGCGCAUGCGUUCACUAAAGUCAAAGGCAGUCAUAGCAUAGACUGUACAUUGCACCACAACGUGUUGCUCAUCCUCCUUCCUGCGAGCUGGCCCCGCGCCCGGCCAUUCAUUCCCUGGGGCGCCAGACAAGACGCCAAGACGCCACACGAGCGCUUUUGUUCAAAGCUU